This is a messenger RNA of Pneumocystis murina B123, 2220 nucleotides long. RefSeq lists its product as hypothetical. The transcript has 4 exons. The record is from RefSeq and is a predicted model, not a curated record. NCBI's taxonomy places the organism in Eukaryota, Fungi, Ascomycota, Pneumocystomycetes, Pneumocystales, Pneumocystaceae. Bases 343 to 2100 code for a protein of 585 amino acids.
AAAAAUGUAUAAGUUGAAAGUGAAUUUUCUGUAUAAUGAAAAUGGGCUUUAUAUAUUGUCUAUAUUUUAAGUAUAAAAUGGCUAUAACAUCAUCAGCAUCUUGUGAUCAUUGUAAAAAAUGUUCAAAAAUAAAGAAUAUUAAAAACAAGGUGUCGAUUGGGAGAUUACAAAAUCGUUGUUUAUUUAAUAUUUCGAAGGUAUUGAAGGGUAUUUUUGAAAGGAAUACUUGUAGUGAAAGUAACAGUUUUAAUAGAGCAGCUUAUAUUUGUGUUGGAAAAAGAGAAAUAUGAAUGGUUUUUAGAUAGUUCUUUAUAUUUAGAAAAUAGGGUUUAUUGGUAUAAAAUGAAAUGUUUAUCACCAGUUUUAUCAAGUAAACGAAGUAAUGAUGUUUUUGAUAUUUCUCAGAAUAUUAUCUGUUCAGGUCAUAAAAGACUUCGAAAUUCAGAUGCUUUUUGUGAAUUUUCUCAAAUGUCUAAUUUUCAUAUAUUUCGAGACAAAUUUUAUAUUUUGAAAGAAUAUAAUAAAAUUUCUCAUUCAUGGUUACUGGCAGAGUCAUCUUUAUCAUACCUAUUAAAUAAACAUAAUUCUACGAUGGAUUCUAAAUUUAUUCCAAUAUUAUUACAGGAUUCAUUGGAGAUGGGUCCUCAUGGCUCUGUUUCUUUGAAGAUUCCUAUAUUUUUUUCUGCAGCCGAUUAUUCUAUGUUUAAUUCAUAUAUUAGCCCACCUGUUACUCAGACUAUCUUGCGAAAACUUGAACUUCAUGAGAUUUUUAAAAAUGUCCAGUUUCGUCAUGAUAUUGUUCAUGAACCAAAUCUUCAGUUUCGACCUAAUCUUGAUGGAGAAAGUGGUAAAAGAAAACGUUUUCUUGCAAGUAGAUAUUGGGAAUGUUUGCUCAAGGAAAUUGAACAGGUUCGCUUAUUUCAGGUCAAACAGAUGAAUGGUUCAAAUAUUUGUCAUAAAUAUCCUUGUGUUACUAGAAUUUUUGUUUUAUUUCUUGAAUUGGAAGAUAUUUUACUUAAUCUUUUGCCAUCUUCUAGCAGAGAGUAUAUUAUUGAGAUCUUGGAUCCAGAUCUUAUAGUUCAAGAACUCCUUCAUAACUUAUUUGAUGUUGAAAAAUUUAUUGAACAUCUUGCUUGUAUUUUGAAGCAGCAUUGUGCUCCUGUAAGGGAUGUGUUGUUGGAUAAAAUGGUUCAAAAAGUUAAAUUAGGAUUUAAAAUUAAUGAUCUUUUAAAAUUUGUUGAUGGACUUAGAAUGGGCUUUGAUAUUCUCGAAAUGAUGAAACUUGAUGUUGCUAAUCAUCAACUUCGAGUAUUAAGAUUAUAUUUUUUGGAAACUGCUGUGGAAUUUGAGCAAAAAUGGUUUAUUGAUAGAAUUAGUUGGGGUAGCAUUGAUAUUGAUGAUGCUUUGUCUUGGUAUUGUUAUUUUCAUGAUUCUCUUAUAACAUCUGACUUAAGGGAUUUUGAUUACCGAAAAGCAUUUGUUAAUGGUAUUAUGGCAUCUAUUGCAUAUGUUUCGUUGUUUAAUUUCCCCUCAACAUUUGUAUUUGAUAUGCCCCGUCUUAUGUCGCUUCGUUAUAAUAUUCGUGAUAUUGUUUCUUUUCAAUUAAUUAUUCUUCUUUUUUGGCAGCUUUUUAAGAAGCAAACUAUUGAAGUUUCAAAAGAUGAUAUAUUAGAGUUUAAACAAGAAUUGUGGCUUAUUGUAGAUAGUGAAUAUGGAGAAAAUAAAUGGGUUAACAAUAUUUCAUCUAUUACAAAUCGAAUUGCUAAAUAUGCUAAUAAAACAAAAUUAAUCUCUUCAAAUAAUAUUUUAAAAUUAAAGGAGUUUGGUAUUAUAGAAAAUUGGCUAUAUAAACAUCUUUUUCCUAUGUCUUCAUUGUACCGUCUAGUUGAAAGUCGUAUUCUUAAAUCAAUUGGUGAUAAAAUGUUUAAAUCAUUAUGUUUUUCAAAUCCAAACAUAUUGGCGCCUAAUGUUCAACGGGAAUUAUAUAAUAUGCAUGCUGACAUGGUUAUUGAAAAAUUGACUAAAAUUGUUAUGUUUCAUUGGAAAGUAUUUGGGAAAUGGUAUAUUGAAUAUGCAAAAGAUAGAUCUAUAUCCAUAUAAUCUAAGCUAGCUUUGAAGCUUUUAUUAAAACUGGGAUGACUUGAGAAAAAUAAGAGUGCAGUGUUUAUAAAUAAUUAAUUAUAUUAAUAUUAUAGAAAACAUUAAAUUUUCAAUUUGCUU